AUGUCUGCCACCAGCCCCAAGCCGCCCAUCCCCAAUCUCCGAGACCUCGCCGGCGGCUCCCUCUCCAUUGUCCGCCCCAACCUCAUCCUCCGCUCGGCCGCCCCUCCCACCGUGGCCAGCGCCGAUCUCGAGGCCCUCAACAUCAGCACCGUCUUCGACCUGCGCUCGACCCUCGAGGCCGCCCGGCCCAACUCGUCCGGCGACGUCGGCAACCCAGAGUCGCCCGAGCAGUGGCCCGGCGGUCCUCGCCGCGUGCACGCCCCCGUCUUCGAGGGCGUCGACUACGGGCCCGAGGCCGUGGCCAUCCGCUUCCGCAAGUAUGCAGACUCGCACCCGACCGAGGGCUUCGUCACGGCGUACAGAGACAUUGCCGUGGCGGGCGCGCCGGCGUUUGCCACGGUGCUCAACCACAUUGCCUCGGACGGCUUCGACCCCGCGGCCCAGAAGCCCAUCCUGGUGCACUGCACGGCCGGCAAGGACCGCACGGGCGUCUUGUGCGCCCUGAUCCUGAGCCUGUGCGACGUUCCGGACGAGGUUGUGGCGGAGGAGUACGGCCUCACGACGCAGGGCAUGGCGGCGGCCAAGCCGGGCUUGAUCAAGUAUCUGGUUGCGACGCCGGCGUUUGCGGGAGACGAGGAGGCCGCCGAGAGGUUGCUGAGCUCAAAACCCGAAUCCAUGUUGGCUACACUCGCCAUGAUCCGCAAGGAAUGGGGCUCCGCCGAGGGCUUCUUCCUCAAAGAGAGCAAGAUCUCGCCAGAGACGAUAACCCGCGUUCGACAAAAGCUUCUUGUCAGCAACUAGAGUCUAGACAUGUCAGAUUUCCCAGCAUGCAUUAUAGAAACGGUCUUUUUGUGCAUGUGUUUGUGUGUUUGAGUAUGUGAAUGAUGCAAUGAGAGGUAUUUGUUCGAUGAUCAACGGGCAGGGUUUGCGUGUUGCAAGAUAUAUAUAUAUAUAUACAUCAGCUAGUUGUACAUGACUUCUUUUGGCGGGUUUGUAUAUGCAUGAAAUGUAUAGGUAUGUAGUAAUACAGCUUUG
Molecule: messenger RNA, 1035 nt
Organism: Trichoderma atroviride IMI 206040
Lineage: Eukaryota; Fungi; Ascomycota; Sordariomycetes; Hypocreales; Hypocreaceae
Biological process (GO): dephosphorylation
Molecular function (GO): phosphoprotein phosphatase activity
Source: RefSeq, a predicted model, not a curated record